AUGGAGGAAGGAGCUACCAAAACACAGAUAACUACAAUCAAAGGGUCUCAAGCCAUGCACAGAUGCGAGUCAGAGAUGAGCAUGAUCUGGAAAGAGAUACCAAACAAUAAUAACUACCUAAGAGAAGGGUCCAAAUCACAUACCCCCAAGAGUUACAGAGAACAAACAAGGGGGGUAAACAAGUUCCAGGGGAGAACACCACCAAGACCAAUCUGGAUGGCUAAAACAAGAGAGAUGGAUCAACUGAGAUCACCUGUCAGACAGAUCAGAGAUUUGUCUGAAUCCUCUCGAACCCCAAGACCUCAUAGAGAGCCCAUAGAUGAAACACAUAAACAACCAACAGAAUUACCCAGGAAAGCUUUGGAGACAGCCAUGGGAGAGGUGAGGGAAGUAAUGGUCCAAUAUGCUAACUGUGCUGAUCCAGUUGAAAGUGCAGCAAGAAGAGAAAGAACAAGACUAUCAGAAGCUGCAGGAGAAGUCCAGGAGACUGCUGAGAAUAUGGUAAGAUCAACCAUGAUCACUUACAAUACUGUUGAGGAGGAGGAACCCGAGGCUACUUUCAGACUACAAGACAGAAUCCCAGCUACACUAAGGCUAGGUCCUAUCUAUGAGACACUGCCAGUGGAGAUUCUCGACCCAACCACCAAACCACCUGCUAGAAAAAGGCUGGAAAGACCACCUGGAACAAAGAAAACCAGUUUUAGUCCCUCUGUUCUUCAAGGGGCAAGCUCAAAGAAGAGGAAAUACAUCCAAGCAAGAGGAUCUCCCAGAAGAAGAACUCAGGCCAAACAGGGAACCUGUAAUGAGAGAGAGGGGAAAACAACUUACCACACAGGAGGAACAAGCAUGGCUGUGAUAGAAAGGGGAACACAUACACAAGCAGACCAACCUCCACACUGCAACAUACUAUCUCUUGGUCAGAAAACUAUAUAG
Messenger RNA from Arabis nemorensis, 933 nucleotides. The record is from the annotation of a GenBank genome assembly. Lineage: Eukaryota; Viridiplantae; Streptophyta; Magnoliopsida; Brassicales; Brassicaceae.